Neurospora tetraspora is the source of this 495-nucleotide messenger RNA. Its product is annotated as cytosine deaminase. Gene Ontology annotation, biological process: cytosine metabolic process; cytidine metabolic process; pyrimidine-containing compound salvage. The record is from RefSeq and is a predicted model, not a curated record. NCBI's taxonomy places the organism in Eukaryota, Fungi, Ascomycota, Sordariomycetes, Sordariales, Sordariaceae. Gene Ontology annotation, cellular component: nucleus; cytoplasm. The transcript has 4 exons. The coding region runs from base 1 to 495 and encodes 164 amino acids. Gene Ontology annotation, molecular function: zinc ion binding; cytosine deaminase activity.
AUGGACGACGCUGCCGGUCUAGCCAUUGCCUACGAGGAAGCCCAGAAAUCAUAUGAAGAAGGGGGAAUUCCUAUCGGAGCAGCACUCAUCUCCAGCACCGGCACCGGCACCGUUCUAGGUCGCGGCCAUAACCAACGCGUCCAGCUCGGUUCACCCAUUCAUCAUGGCGAAACCGCCACCCUUUUAAAUGCUGGCCGCCUCCUCGCCUCCUCCUACUCAAACUCAACAAUGUACACCACCCUUUCCCCCUGCGACAUGUGUACAGGAGCUAUUUUGCUGUACAAAAUCCCGAGAGUGGUGAUAGGAGAGAAUAGCACUUUUAGGGCAGCAGGGGAAGACUAUCUGCGCCAGAGAGGGGUGGAGGUGGUGGUGGUUGAUGAUCAGGAGUGUAGGAUGUUGAUGGAACGGUUUAUCGGGGAGAAGCCGGAGGUUUGGUGGGAGGAUAUUGGGGAGUUAAGUAUCCUCAACUCAUCCCCAAGCACCAAAGUGAAGUAG